AUCAAUGGAGGAGGCAGAGAAAGGCAAAGGAAACCAGAGAUGGAGUGCUGCCAUCGCUAAUCUCUCCGACCUAUCAAACAAUCUCACUUCCAUCGAGAAGCUACUCAUCAAGAAAGCCGUCUACGUCGAUGCCAAUACUUUCAACAAAGCCUCUUUAAUCUCAGAACAAGCUCGUUCCAUCAAGGUUCUUGAGCAAAGGGUGGAGAGAUUAGAACGAGAGCUAGAUGCUGCCAUUUCGGCUGCAGCUCAUGCACGUAUAGAGAAACGAGAGGCUGAGGCAGGACAAAAGGCUGCUGAAUUACGAGCAGAAGAGAUGACAAAGGAGCUCGAAAACACCACAAAGGUAUUUGAAGUGCACAUGGAAGAAUUACGAGCAAAACAAGGUGAGAUUUCAAAGCGCGACAAAGAGAUCACACUUCUGAAAACCGUCAUUCAGACACUGGGAGGAAACGAGUUUGGAUCACCCUAGCUAGCAGUAUGUAUAUAUGUAACACUUGCAUAGUUUUGUAACCUAUCAAUAACUCUGAUUCCAGUAGAAUCACAGUUUUGAUAUCCA
Molecule: messenger RNA, 556 nt
Organism: Cynara cardunculus var. scolymus (artichoke)
Lineage: Eukaryota; Viridiplantae; Streptophyta; Magnoliopsida; Asterales; Asteraceae
Exons: 3
Coding region: 5-469 (154 amino acids)
Source: RefSeq, a predicted model, not a curated record